UUAACUGUUUUGAGUAUUGUUCAUCGUCAGUCGUCUGUCCCCGUGUGAACACUAUUUAUAUCGCAUCGAAACUAUAUAACUUCGCUACGCCGACCGCGACCGCCGACCAAGGAUUGUCCUUCGGAGUUCCGUUUCACUUCACGUAAUCAGAUCACGAACAGAGCACCGAUCCAUAAACCCAGAUUGCCGUAUUGUGGUGUCAACAUCUCUAGCCAAGUAACUUCCUAGGACCAUGGGGCAAGUUUACAUCAAAACCAUGCAGGAUCUGGCAAACAAGUAUGAAAAGGACAUCAAGAAAGACCUGGCGAAGCUCCAGGUUCUCCGAGAUCUUGAUCUGUUCGUUCUGGACAACUCAAUCCGUGAGAGCACCGUUGGGCAGCUCAGGGGCCACACCCUGGAGAGCAAGUGGCAGAUUUAUGAUGAAGUAAGGCGAUGUGGCUUCACUAACAUCAUCGUAGCAUCCUUCUCCCAUAUGACCCGGGUAGAUGACGUCUUCAUCCAGCAACUCGUAGAGAAAGGAGAGGACCGCAACAAUCUCUUCGCGUUUUCCGAGAUAACAGAACAUAAGAAGAACCGCAUUCCAGACACAGAGACGGUUCCCAUUGCAAUGAGGAAGCUCAAGAGCCUAGGACUGUGGAACACCAUCCUGGAGGUGGACCUCAGUGAUGGAGUGUAUGACUUCACCAAGUUCACUAUGGAUGACAUGUGCUCACUCAUCAAGAAGUGGAUCGAAUGGGUCCAUGAGAACCUGAACAAGGACGCCAAGGUAUUGAUCAACCUGAGGGACAUGACAGAUGUCAUGCCCACCCACCCAAUCAGGGUGUUCAAGCUGGUAGAGUACCUGGCCAAACUGCCUGAAGACAUCCGACCGUUCGGAGUGUUAUUUGAAGAGGCCAAGGGGUCCUGCCUUCCGGAGGAGUGUGGUGAAUGGGCAAAGUAUAUCCGGCAUAUCAUGAAUAUGCAUAAAUGGCCCGGGAAACUGCUGGUGCACGUGCACGAGAAGUACGGAUACGCUGACGCAGCUCAACUAGAGGGUUUAAUGAAUGGCUGUGACGGCACGUGGGGUAGUAUCUGUAUCGAGGGCGCCGCCCUGGGCAACGCCUCCACCUGCGUGACCAUGAUGAACCUCAUCCGCCAGGGAAACAAGAAAGUCCUUAAGAAGUACAACUGCACCUACCUGAGGAAGGCUGCCAUUAAUGUAACCAAGAUCACAACUGGAGAAGGACCCCAUCUGAAGCAGCCAGUAUACGGCGAGAGGUCUCUGGACGUUGUCUUCAAUCUGGACAAGGAGGAUUUCGACCUGGCGGAAUUCUUUGGUGUGGAGGCACCGCAGAGGAUAACACCUCUGGCAUCGGAUGAGAUGAUACAGAUGCGACUGGUCACACUCUUCGGAGAAGACGAGCAAUUUACAACCGAAAUAGCGCAUAAGAUGAAAGAGGUCAUGCUGGAAGAUCUUAAGAGCAACCGAAAGGAAGAAUACAUGAGUGUUGUGGGACUUUCGGUGUUAUUCGACCGGUCUGGUGGAAAAAUCACCGAGACAAUGAGGGACGCUAUCGAGCAGAUGGAGCUCAACAGUAAUCAUGCCGAGACCCUGAUCAAGGACAUCCGCGAGACUUGGGACAUCUGGGACAUGAAGGACGAAGUGCAGGGAGAUGACAUGCUGGAAUAUGACUCUUUCUACAAUGGCUUCAUGGCACCAUACUUCUCCUGCUACCGCUGUUCAGAAACGCGUCAGGCUCUACAGGCUAUCGACAUGGAUGCGGACGGGCAGGUCGACUGGAGCGAGUUCCUGGUUUACCUCAAGUGGGCCCUUCACCAGUAUCCGAACAUCAGGACCACACAGGAGCUUCUGGACACCACGUUCCGUAAAGGUAUCAUCCCUGCCAUGCGAGAUGAGAUACUUCGUGAGAAGUAACAAUAAAAGGACUGGUACAAAUCAGAAGUCUAACCCCGCCCAAUGGAUUCACAAACUUGUCUCCGUAUCUUCCCAUGUAGAGACUGAUACAAAUCUGAAGUUUUUUCACCCACGAUACUUUAUUGUUAGAGAAGGAGUGUUAGGGUAUUGUUGGCUGCAGAGCUAAUACCGUCACAUUGAGCUAUAGGUUAAUAAAUAGGUUUAAUUUGUGAAUACCUUGAGAUAAACCCGUAUAAGAACUCAAGAGGCAAACAGUAGUACAAAACAAACAUCAUACGAGGUUACUUUAAAAGUCACCUGGAAGUGGUAUUUGGUAAGAAUAAAGCUUUUGUUACUAAUAUAGGUGUUUUGAUGAGUGGAAUGUGAAUAAACAGU
Molecule: messenger RNA, 2290 nt
Organism: Asterias rubens (European starfish)
Lineage: Eukaryota; Metazoa; Echinodermata; Asteroidea; Forcipulatida; Asteriidae
Exons: 5
Coding region: 233-1915 (560 amino acids)
Molecular function (GO): catalytic activity; calcium ion binding
Source: RefSeq, a predicted model, not a curated record